UCCUCUUUUGUCUCUGUGUUCUACUCCAUGCUUUUGGUUCUUCGUUAAAUCUUGCCUGAACUGAAUUUGGGGAUUUUUGCUUCUUUCGAGGAUUUGUAAUUUUGAGAGCCCUAUUUUUUUUGGCGUAAAGCCACUGCUUUAGGGUUGAGCACCGAUUUGCAUAUCUGAAUUCUGAACCAUGGGAUUGGGAGAAGCUUCUAGAACUUCAACCAAUGUCGGAAACAGUGACGGCGGUGGCGCCUCCACUUCCGGCAGCAGCGUCAAGAGGUUUCCGCUGGCUGCGCAGCCGGAGAUUAUGAGGGCUGCUGAGAAAGAUGACCAGUAUGCCUCCUUCGUCUAUGAAGCUUGCCGUGAUGCUUUUCGUCACCUCUUCGGUACAAGAGUCGCUGUAACUUACCAGAAUGAGGCAAAACUCUUAGGGCAGAUGCUCUAUUAUAUGCUGACAACGGGUGCAGGGAAGCAAACAUUAGGAGAAGAAUACUGUGAUAUCACUCAGGUUGCAGGACCAUAUGGACUUUCCCCAACACCUGCAAGACGUGCUCUUUUUAUUUUCUAUCAGUCAGCUGUUCCAUAUAUUGCAGAAAGAGUCAGUUCUAGAGCAGCUUCCCAUGGCAUCACCCUGGCUGAUUCAAUGGCGGACUAUGCAUUUGGGGAUGAUCCUACUUCAAGCAAUGAAGCUGAGGCGUUACCUACUUUUGAGAUACACUCAUCUUCAACAUCCGCUCCAUCAAUUUCAGCUCUUUCAAGAUUGAAAGCCAAGAUAAGGGAUUUCUGGUUGUAUACAGUUCGAAGGUGGCCUUCGAUGCUUCCCCUUGCUCGUGAGAUUUUGCAAUUGGUUAUCCGGACCAAUCUCAUGUUCUUCUAUUUUGAAGGACUUUAUUAUCAUAUAUCAAAACGUGCUGCGGGCAUACACUAUGUGUUCAUUGGAAAACCUAUGAACCAGCGACCUAGAUAUCAAAUACUAGGGGUCUUCCUUCUAAUUCAAUUAUGUAUUCUUGCUGCUGAAGGUCUGAGACGUAGUAGUUUAUCAUCUGUUUCAACUUCUGCUCAACAAGCACCCUUUGGAACCUAUCGAACUUCUGCAGGCCGAGGUUUGCCUGUUUUAAAUGAGGAAGGCAAUCUAAUAACUACCGAAACUGAGAAGUAUGGAUUGGUUGCUGAAUCCACAUCAACUUCAGAGUCUCAAGGAAACAGUCCAAGCAAAUGCACACUUUGCCUAAGCAGCCGCCAACAUCCAACAGCCACUCCUUGUGGUCAUGUAUUUUGCUGGAACUGCAUAAUGGAGUGGUGCAAUGAAAAGCCUGAAUGUCCCCUUUGUCGUUCUCCCGUUACACAUUCAAGCUUGGUUUGUCUGUAUCAUUCAGAUUUUUAGUCAUGGAUAGGUCAAAUAUUGCAAAAAGAUAACUGCAAAAUAAAUCAUGAAGGACAGGUCUGUUCCAAAUGUGUCGAGAAAUAUGAGAU
This is a messenger RNA of Solanum stenotomum, 1461 nucleotides long. RefSeq names its product peroxisome biogenesis factor 10. Gene Ontology annotation, cellular component: peroxisomal membrane. The coding region runs from base 179 to 1372 and encodes 397 amino acids. Gene Ontology annotation, biological process: protein import into peroxisome matrix. NCBI's taxonomy places the organism in Eukaryota, Viridiplantae, Streptophyta, Magnoliopsida, Solanales, Solanaceae. Gene Ontology annotation, molecular function: zinc ion binding. The transcript has 11 exons. The record is from RefSeq and is a predicted model, not a curated record.